AUGCCUAAAAAAGAUAGGGUUUCUGCACAGAAGCGGAAGUUGCUAGAUCAAGCGGGGGCUGCUCGAGGUAAAAAAAAACUUAAUUCUUUCUUUGAUGUACAAGCACCAGUACAACAUGUGAAAGUUGUGGACACCGUCGGCACAGCGAGUCAAAUCGUCAACAAUCAAAGUCGUCCCAUUGCUGCAGAAGAGCUUGAUAAUACUGAAGUAAUAGGCGAAGAUGUGGAUAUCUAUUCACGUCCACAAAACGAAAUUGAAUUUGAAUCUAAUGUAGACCACAACUCUGUCAACAGUGACACACAAGAUGUGGAGUGGAUAAGUACAGAAGAAGAAUUCACCUGGACGAUUAGGUAUUUUAGGUUCAUAUAUUUACAGUAUAUCAUUAGAUUUCAUCAUUCAUCAUAAAAUAAUAAUUGUCCACACACACUGGCGUGGCCAGCGUCGAUAAUUGGAGGGGCGAAUAUUCAUAUAUUCAUGUUCACAGACCUUAAAAACAAUCGAUUUUAAAAUAAAUUAAUAGUGCAGAACAUGAUAUAUGAAUAUUCGCUCCCUCAAUUAUCGACGCUGGCUACGCUACUGUCCACACAAACAAUAAAAUGCCGAAUUAUCUAAGCAGUGCUAUACUAAAAUAUCAACAAUGUUAUAAUUAAGCACUCAUAUAAAGUGAGAUUCAUCCUAGGGCUCAGCAUGAGAAGCUUCAGCAGCACAAGUACCUAAUAACAAAAUUGUUUGCAUUCAUUCGCCUAAUUUUCUCUAAUGAUGGUGCUAAAGAUAAGAAAUUGCAAAGAUACAGAAUGUACUGUAAUAAUUUUAGAAUACUUAUAACAUUUGGGUGGGUGCACCCCAAAUUAUUAGCAGUGUCUCACUGUGUUUCGUAUUAAUUAUCGCUGAAAGCCAGUGCUGCACUGCCCUUGUGUCCAGUGGAGGUGGCAUUUUUUGCUUUUUUUUGGGGGGGAGAGACAACCCGAUUCUUUUUGAGGGGUAUGUGAUAGCUCAUAGUCCAUUAUAUAUAGGACAGUACGUAUGUUCCUUGUGUUUGGUAGUCUCAUGUUUUUCUAUCAAACUAUAAUCAUCAAAUAGAAUAAUUGUACACAAGCAUUGUGUAGAUAAAAUAUAUAUUUAAAAAGUUGUCUCUGUUAGACGUUUCAACCAGGUUGCUAUGACCUGACUGAUGAAGGCCAUACGCAUAUAUACUAAAAUAAAAUGCUAGAGUGCUAAAUUUUCAAGGGAGCAAAUUAGGAGGGGGGGAUAAAUAUUAGGUGACAGAUGCCCAACCCCCCUACCCCCUUGAUGCCGCCACUGGUCGUGUCCAAUUCACCCUGUUCUAUUAUUAGAGGAGAGAGUCGAAAAAAGGACAGAUGUUUCAAUGGUAAAUGGCUUACAACUUGGCCUUGGUUGCAGUACCACAGAGGAAAGCAAACUGCAUUUUGUUCCAUCUGCUCAUCAAAUCAAAAGGAAAUCAAAUCAUCAAAUCAAUGGUUCCCAGUGUAUCUCGAGGAGUGCAGACGUGUUUUGUUGAGCUCCGUUAUUUAUCACAUUUCUAUCAUAUAUGUGAUAACUUCUUGUGGUCAAGAAGGCUAAUUGUUAAUAAUUUAUAGUGAGUAACAAGUAAAUUGAUAUGCCAGAAACUAGACAAGCAGCAGCUUCUCAGUCCACCGAGCUUCGAACCGACAUGAGGGAAACAAUGCGAAGUGAACUAAACGACUUUUUUCGGUCUAGUGAAUUUAAAGAAAUCUUGUCCAAAGCAGUGUCUACUCUUGUUGAAGAAUCUGUCCAACAAGCCACAAAACCUCUUUUGGAAAAGAUAGAAGCAUUGGAAGCAGAACUAACAAAUGUCCGUGUUCAAGCAAACGAAAACGAGCAAUAUUCCCGAAAGUAUAAUUUAAGAAUCGUUGGUCUGAAUGAAAACGAUGGCGAGAAUUGCGUUAGAGAAGUAAUUAAGCUCUGUAAAGAAAAGUUGAACGUUAAUGUGGACGAGAGGGAUAUCGAUCGUGCACAUCGUCUUGGUCCGAAAGCGCUUAGCGGGAGAUCAAGAACUGUAAUUGUAAAGUUUAAAUCGUAUAGUGCAAAGGCGGAAAUCUGUAGGCAACGCAAACUUUUGAAAGGUACACAAUACUAUAUUAACGAAGAUUUAACUAAGUUCAAUAUUGAAUUGCUUAAUUAUGCCCGUGAUCAGAAAAGUUUUAUUAAAUCAGCUUGGUCUGCAGAUGGAAAGAUUUUAGUCCGCAACUUGGAUGAUAAAAUUACUCGAAUUCGUCAAUUCAAUGAUUUCUUGAAGUUUAACCUAACCGAUCCAUCUUACUGA
This is a messenger RNA of Paramuricea clavata, 2305 nucleotides long. The record is from the annotation of a GenBank genome assembly. Lineage: Eukaryota; Metazoa; Cnidaria; Anthozoa; Malacalcyonacea; Plexauridae.